Megalobrama amblycephala (Wuchang bream) is the source of this 1916-nucleotide messenger RNA. Its product is annotated as immunoglobulin lambda-like polypeptide 1. The coding region runs from base 1 to 837 and encodes 278 amino acids. Gene Ontology annotation, cellular component: MHC class II protein complex. The transcript is spliced from 4 exons. NCBI's taxonomy places the organism in Eukaryota, Metazoa, Chordata, Actinopteri, Cypriniformes, Xenocyprididae. Gene Ontology annotation, molecular function: MHC class II protein complex binding. The record is from RefSeq and is a predicted model, not a curated record. Gene Ontology annotation, biological process: antigen processing and presentation of exogenous peptide antigen via MHC class II; peptide antigen assembly with MHC class II protein complex; positive regulation of T cell activation.
AUGGCCAUAUUUCAGGUCUUCCAGGCCAAACUCCUCCGCUCGCUGGAAGAGUCUGGAAUUGGAGCGCCGGCUUUCAAGGACCUUCGCAGUGCCACCGACCUUGCCCUGCGAGCCACGAAGGCCACGGCCCAGGCCAUCGGGCAUUCCAUGGCCAGCCUGGUAGUGUUGGAGCGCCACCUGUGGCUCAACCUAACCCCCGUUCUGGCCAGCCCGAGUAUGGUUCUCGGACCUGAUAUCCCUUCUCGACGGGUCUCCAAUGGAGAUUCCAAUCAGGAGGGACCUUCUCUCUCAGGCAGGCGAUCUGAUAUUGCACCCCCACCAGGAGUCAUGGAUGCUGUGGGUGUGGCCUCUGAGGGGGCACAGCUCAUAUAUUCUGGUCUCUCAACUGAGAUAAAGUUUCUAUCUGUUAUUAAGUUCUAUCUGUUUCUAGAUGCACCUCAGACUUCCAUCUAUCCAAAGGAUAAUGUACAGCUGGGUAUUCUGAACACCCUUGUCUGUCAUGUGACUGGCUUCUACCCUCCAUCUCUCAGCAUCUCAUGGACUAAGAAUAAUGUUAAUGUGACAGAGGGUAUGAGUUUAAGUCAGUACCAUCCAAGGACAGAUGGUACAUUUAACAUAUUCUCCACUCUCAAGUUUACACCUGCUGAAGGAGACAUUUACAGCUGCACGGUGAACCACAGAGCCCUCCAGGGUCAACCUCAGACCAAAAUAUGGGAUGUUGAAGUUGCCCUCCCAGGUGUUGGUCCAGCUGUGUUCUGUGGAAUGGGUCUGACUCUUGGACUGUUGGGAGUCGCUGCUGGAACAUUGUUUCUCAUUAAAGGAAAAAGCUGCAACUGACCUAUGGAACCAUGGAAGCACACUUUGAAAAGUUCCAAUGGUAAAAGUUUACAAUAAGGUUUCAUUAGUUAACAAUAGUUCUUGUCCCAUUGACAUCCUCCAGAAAGGGAAUGUCUAAUGUAACCUCUUUUCCCUUAGAACAGGUAAUGAGACACUGCAUCUCCCUGCCAUGCCUUGGGGCUGCCUGCUGAACAGUCUCUACAGAAAAUAAGCAGAUGACAUGUUCUCUAGGCACCCCUUAUAUACUAUACAAUUGCUGUGAUUUGAUAAGCAUUUCAGACACCAGUUCACAUAGAGGUGUUCCCCAAUAGUGUCAUUGAUGCAGUGUGUCAUUCCAUGUUCUCAGGGAACAGAGGUUAUAUUAAAGGGUUAGUUUACCCAAAAAUGAAAUUAAUGUAAUUUAUUCCUCACCCUUACAUUGUUCUACACCCGUACCUUCGUUCAUCUUCGGAAUACAACUUGAAAUCCGAUGGCUCAGUGAGGCCUGCAUAGACAGCAAUGCCACUGAACUUCUCAAGAUCAAGAAAGGAUCUGAAUCUAAACAAAACAUUCAAAGCAGUGUUUUAAAAUCGGCCAUCGCCAAAUAUUGUUGUAUUAUAAAGCAACGAGAAUACUUCUUGUGCCAAAAAAGUAUUUAUUAACUUGUCUUAAUGUUCAUGUUCACGUUAGCUCACAGUCAGAAACAACUUUUCUAACAGCUUUUUAUUGUUAGAAUAUUUUUGUUAUUUCAUGUUAGUCAUAGCAUUUACUGCAUGUUUACAAAUGAGACCUUACUGAAAAGUGUUUCCGAUCUAUUAAUCAACUGAGCAAUCUGAAAAUAAAAUAAAACUAAAAUAAAAUAAACUAUAUUUCACUUUUGUGUCAUUUCAAACAACAGGUGACAUUCUUGAUGUUAAAGAUAUAAAUACAUAGAGGCAUAAAUCUGGAUUAAAUCUGUCCUAGCAUUUUAUUGUAUCUUUAAUAUUUCAAGAAGCAUUACCACCUUUGCUUUCGAUGUAACACCAAACAUGCAUGUUAAACCUUAUUUCUUUAAGAAAACCUUACUAAAAACAUCACAUUUGCAAUUCAAAUUAUUCUUU